UUUUCAGGAAGUGCUAAAGAUGGCUGAAUUUCUAGAAGACCAGGAUACUCGACUAUGUGACAACUGCAAAAAAGAAAUUCCUGUGUCUAACUUUACCAUCCACGAGAUCCACUGUCAAAGGAACAUUGGUGUCUGUCCCGUCUGCAAGGAGCCAUUUCCCAGAUCCGACAUGGAGACUCACAUGGCUGCAGAGCACUGUCAGGUGACUUGUAAAUGUAACAAGAAGUUUGAGAAGAUGCAGUUAAAGAAGCAUGAGGAGACUGAGUGCCCUCUGCGGCUUGCUCUCUGCCAGCACUGCGAUUUGGAACUCUCUGUUCUCAAACUGAAGGAACAUGAGGAUUACUGUGGUGCCCGGACAGAGCUGUGUAGCAACUGUGGGCGCAACGUCCUUGUGAAAGAUCUGAAGACUCACCCUGAAGUUUGUGGGAGAGGGGAGGGGGAGAAGAGACAUGAGGGUGCCAUACCUCCGAAUGCGUACGAUGAGCCUUGGGGUCAAGAUGGAAUGUGGAUUGCGUCCCAGCUCCUCAGACAGAUUGAGGCAAUGGACCCACCCACAAGGCUCCCCGGAAGGCCCCUGCAAGCCUUUGAAUCAGACCUUUUCCACGCUGGGACUGCCAACCAAAGGAACGUAACAGCGCAUUUUCCAGUUCAGAAUAACCUUUUUGAAGAACAAGAAAGGCAGGAAAGGAAUAGAGGCCAGAAGCCCCCCCAGAAGGGUGGUGAAGAUGCUGCAAACUUGGACUUCAUGUUGGCCCUAAGUCUGCAGAAUGAGGGCCAGGCCUCCAGCAUGGCGGAACAGGACUUCUGGAGGGCUGUGUGUGAGGCAGACCAGUGCCACAAUGGUCUCCGUUCUCAGAGGGACAUAAAGGGUACAGCGGACGAGACCAUGUUGCCUUGUGAGUUUUGUGAGGAGCUCUACCCAGAGGAACUGCUGAUUGACCAUCAGACGAGUUGUAACCCUUCACGUGCCUUACCUCUGCUCGGUACUGGAAGCUCUCCCCCGACGCGGGUGGCGGAUCCUGAUGUCAUCUUCCAGAGCUUCCUGCAGCGGGCUACAAGUAACCCUUUGGACUCCUUGAUGGGCCUGAGUGACUCACCCCCUGUGGAAGACAGUGUCAUCAUCCCAUGUGAAUUUUGUGGGGUGCAGCUGGAAGAAGAGGUGCUAUUCCAUCAUCAGGACCAGUGUGACCAACGUCCAGCCACGGCCAACCACCACGGGAUGGGGAUUUCUCAACAGGAUUCCCAGCCUCAAGAGACCUCACCAGAGCUGCGCAGGAGGCGGGUCAGACACCAGGGAGACCUGUCUUCUGGUUACAUGGAUGAUAUCAAGCAGGAAGCCGCUAAAGGACCCACCUACCCUCUGCCCCCCAGCAGAGCCAUUAAUAAUGUGACAACCAGCUUUAACCGACUGUCAAAAUCCACAUCAGCCCCCAGACCCGGGUCCCAGCCCAGCCCUCCUCGUGUGGUGAAGCUCAGCAACUCAGACAGCCACGACAUCCAGGGGCGCAAUCGAAACAGCCUGAACGGGGCCCAGGCUGCUGGGCCUGCUGCAGUGGUGCAGCCCGGACGCAGUCUGUAUCCAGAAAGCCGGGUGCCCUCCUUCCCCCGGGGGCCUGCAGGCAGACAUGGAGCCAGAAGCGAAGGUGGCAGGAGCUCCCGAGUCACCCCUGCAGCCGCCACUUACCGCAGCAGAACUGCAAAGGCAAAGCCCCCGAAGCAGCAGGGAGCUGGGGAUGCAGCGGAGGAGGAGGAGGAAGAGGAGUAAUGGCGUCUGCAGAGGCCCCUCACCCGGGUCCCCACCUUCUAUGCAUAGCAGCACUUCAUGGGUCAGGCCCCACCUCCCUGGCCCUUCAGGCAGGGGAGGUUUUCCCGAUUUUAACUUUUUCUAGGUUACGGCCAUUUGUGUCUUUUGAGAUUGUGUUGUGAGUCCGAGGUGUGCGGGAGGGUCAGCAGGGAAGCUGUUGGGAGCCAGGUUUCAGCCUUAGCGGCCACUGCGGGCAGCAGCGACUACACAGGUUUCCGCCUCUCCACCCACCGGGCCCCGCCUUCUGAAAACCAUCCCCACUGCUUCUCGGUGCUCUGCGGCUCUGCUGGAAGGAGAGGAGGAAAUCUGUAGCCAGCACCGAAGUGAUGGUCUUCCCUGUGGGGGCGGCCGGGCGGGGGCGUCUGGGUGGCUGUCCUGUUGCUGCCCCGAGGUAGGCCUCCGGGUGUGGAGCCGCUCCGAGAGUGCUCAGGCCGCUGGCCGUCAGGAGGAGGCUCUUGGCGAGGAGCUGAGCGGGCGUGCGGGAAGCUGCUUUCUUGUCGUUGGGCAGCCCUGACCCUGCUCCUGGUAGGUGUCGCCGCCCCUUUGUCCCACCCUCCGUGGGGAGGGGAAGGGCUGCCCGUCCCCACUGGGUGGUGCUGGGCCGCAGCCUUGUGCUUCCUCUGAAAACCAAGUUGUCAGAGCUCCUUUUCCUGUUCUUUUACUAUAAUUAUUACCAACCUUGUAAUAGAAAUAAAAUUUGUACUUGGAGUUCA
This is a messenger RNA of Chinchilla lanigera (long-tailed chinchilla), 2517 nucleotides long. RefSeq names its product TRAF-type zinc finger domain containing 1 (gene Trafd1). NCBI's taxonomy places the organism in Eukaryota, Metazoa, Chordata, Mammalia, Rodentia, Chinchillidae. The record is from RefSeq and is a predicted model, not a curated record.